Molecule: messenger RNA, 468 nt
Organism: Trichoderma reesei QM6a
Lineage: Eukaryota; Fungi; Ascomycota; Sordariomycetes; Hypocreales; Hypocreaceae
Product: ATP synthase delta chain
Exons: 4
Biological process (GO): proton motive force-driven ATP synthesis
Molecular function (GO): proton-transporting ATP synthase activity, rotational mechanism
Source: RefSeq, a predicted model, not a curated record
AUGAACUCCCUCCGUGUUGCCCGUGUGGCUCUCCGAGCUCGCCCUACAGCCAUGCGAAUGGCCAUCCAGCGGAGAGGAUACGCUGAGGCCGUCCCCGACAAGAUCAAGCUGAGCUUGGCUCUGCCUCACCAGUCCAUCUACAAGUCCCAGGACGUCGUCCAGGUCAACAUCCCCGCAGAGUCCGGUGAGAUGGGUGUCCUCGCCAACCACGUCCCUUCGAUUGAGCAGCUCAAGCCCGGCCUGGUCGAGGUCGUUGAGGAGAACGGCCCCGCCAAGCAGUUCUUCCUGUCUGGCGGCUUUGCUACCGUUCAGCCCAACUCCGUCCUGAGCAUCAACUCCCCCGAGGCCUACCCCCUGGAGGACUUCAGCGCCGAUGCCAUCCGCGCUGGUAUUGCCGAGGCUCAGAAGGUUGCCAACGGCAAUGGAAGCGAGCAGGACAUCGCUGAGGCCAAGAUUGAGCUGGAGGUG